AUGAGCACCCCACAACUUGGUGAGCAGAGGGUUGGUGCUGCUCAGGGUCGAGCUGGAGAUAAAGCAUCGGGAUCUGGAGGACCUGUAUCCUCGGGCCUUGACCAAGCAAAGAGAGGUGCUUCGAAGCUCUCGGGACUUGCGAAAGGAGCCGCUGAUGCGGGUGGCCAGUCCAUUGGCGAUGAAGCACAGAAGGCCACAAAAAAGGCCUCUGGGGACGUUGUCAACGCCCACCUAAACGAUAGUUUUCUUGAUAUAUCAAACCUAGAGGGGCUCAAAGUUGCCGAAGGGGGAAAAAUCCUGGAUAAAAUGGGCCGACAGAUCGGCCAGGUCACCGAAGGCGACCCCCAGGACCUUGUCGGCCAGAUCGUUGAUAGCCGUGGAGAGAUCCUGGAUGAAGACGGUGAUCUUAUCGGGAAAGUCGAUGUUGUUUCCCCCGAGCUCGGACAAGAGCCUACAAAGACAGCGCAAAAAGGCGACGCGGUUGAUGAUACAACCAAGGCUGCCGGCACAGCCGCUAAUGAUGCUGCGCAAAAGCUGCAGAAGCAAAGCGAUGAAGCGACAGCCGGAGCUGGACAAGCCACUGCUCCACAAUUACCUGACGUUUCCACACUCGAGGGCCUGACCUGUGACAAGCUUGGCAACAUCGUGAACCAAAACGGGCUGCCCGUUGGCCAGCUCGUUGAUGGGGACGCCAAGAAGCUCAGCAGAGACGGUUUGCAGCUGGACAGCGAAGGACAGUUCUGGGACAGUGGAGGCCGCCUUGUUGGGAAAGCCAAACCGAUUCCAGAGGAGCAAGAAGAAGCAGGUGCAUUCGCUAACUUCGGGGAGGUUAUUGUUGCCGAUGACGGUUAUGUCCAGGAUGAAAACAGCAAGCGAGUGGGUAGAAUCGUUGAAGGUGAUGCUAAGAAGCUUGUUGGUCGUCCAGUCGAUGAUGAUGGAGACAUCCUGGAUAAGAGAGGUAACGUCAUCGGUCGAGCUGAGCCAUUGCAGCCCUCGGAGAUGGAUGAAUCAGAGAGCAGGAGUUCCGGGGGAGCGGGCUCGGAAGAGGAAGACGGAGAGGAAGAGGAAGAGGAUCAAGAUCUAUCAAUUCUUGAUGGAAAAGUGGUGAACAAGAUGGGAAAUGUGGUGGACGAUACUGGGGCUGUUUUCGGCCAUAUUGUCGCCGGAAUCCCCAAGAAGAUGGCUGGCAAGAAGGUGGAUGCCAAGGGACAGGUCUGGAACGACACUGGCGAAGUGAUCGGUAUGGCUGAGCUCAUUCCGAGCGAAGAACGUGAGCAGCCGGAAGGGCCCUUCUUCGGCUUAGACGGCCUUGUUGUCAGCAAGGAUGGAGCGGUUACCGAUUCCACUGGUCAGGUCGUUGGACGGUUGGUGGAAGGCGAUGAGACUCGCCUCCUCGGACGGGCUGUUGAUGAAGACGGUGAGAUCCUGGACAAGUCAGGCAACGUGAUCGGACGCGCACAGCGCGGCGGGCCUGAAGAACAGUCACAGGAGGCCGAAGAGCCCCAGUUGUCCCCCGAAGAGAUUGAAAAGCAACAACAGGAAGAAAAAGAGCGAGAUAUAGCCAAGAAGAUGAGCAGCAUCCUUCGGCAAACCCUUGACAGUGUCAGUGCGGAUUGCAGGCAGAUUGCACAGGUCAGUAAAUGCGUUCUCCCUCAGCGCACACGGCGGAAGACUAACGUACAUGGGGAUCCCCAGAAUAUCGAAAAGGCCAACCGUACGCCAAAGGAAGAGCUGGAUGAGGAGCAGCUGGUGAAGGACGUCAAGCCUUUGAUCGAAAAGGCAAGCGGCGACUUGCAGGAAUGCAAGGGCGCACUGCGGUCUUUAGAUCCGGAUGGACAGAUUGCCUCCACAGCCAAAUCCCACAGUUCCUCCCGUGAAGCGACUCCGGAAGAAUACGAACUGGCCGACCUCCUCAAGGAACUGACCGAGACAGUUGUGACGACGAUCGACAACGGACGAAAGAUGCUAGAGGACAUGCCUCAUGCCAGAAAGCAAAUCAAUCCCCUAUGGGCUCUCCUUUCCGAGCCGCUGUUCCAAAUCAUUGCUGCUGUCGGCCUUCUGCUUAGCGGCGUGCUGGGCCUCGUCGGUAACCUCCUGAAUCAAUUGGGGCUUGGAGGGCUCCUGAAUAGUCUUCUUGGUGGCCUUGGGAUUGACAAGCUGCUCGAAGGGUUCGGAUUGGGCACAGUGUCGGAUUCACUGGGGCUAGGUGGCGGCUUCUCCUUGCGUGCUCACUUGGUGUAUCUCUUUUUCCUAGUCCACCAGUUUGUGUUUAUCGUAUUCAAGGCUGCAUUUGGAUCUGAUGGACUCAUCCCUAACGUCUGUCCUUAA
This is a messenger RNA of Aspergillus terreus NIH2624, 2328 nucleotides long. Its product is annotated as DUF3659 domain-containing protein. Lineage: Eukaryota; Fungi; Ascomycota; Eurotiomycetes; Eurotiales; Aspergillaceae. The record is from RefSeq and is a predicted model, not a curated record. The coding region runs from base 1 to 2328 and encodes 775 amino acids. The transcript has 2 exons.